AUGGAGCAAAUAAUUAAGCUAAUGUUAUGCAUUAAAUUUUCUGCGUUUAUAAUUUUAGCUUCGAUAUAUCAUUUUAGCAGUGAUAAUCUCGAUAGUAUAUCAGAAGCAAUACAUUAUCGACUACUAGUAAAAUAUAAAAAGGAUAAGGAUUCAAAUAAAGUAGGUUUAACAGAAGAUAUAUCGAAUAGUAUGAAAUGCAAAAAAAUAAAUAUAUGUAAUAAUGAAAAAAUGACCAAAGGUAAAAACAUUUCAUCAAACAGAAAUUUACUAAAUAAGCAGCAAUACUACACGGAAAUUAUGGAUUAUAAUAAUGGAAUGUUUGAUGGAAAACAUUUUCAUUUUCAAAAAAAAUGGAUAAAGAAAAAAGAUUUUGAUGAUUUUGUUGAAAAAAAGAGAAGAAUUUGUGAUAUACAUUUAAAAAAAAUAAAAUUUAGGAAUUAUGGUUUUGGAUUUACUCUAUUUUUUAUUUUUUUAUUCCUGGGAAUAGGAAUACCAAUAUCACCAGGAUUAACAUUUUUAAACGUUACAUGGGAGACAAUUAAAAGUUAUUCGUUAGGGGAAUUUAUCUAUGAUGUUAUAGAUAAUUUGACAAAAUAUGCAGACAAAUAUACUGUAAUAGUAUUCUUUAGCUUUCUCAUGAUUAUAUUAUCUGUUAUACUUAUAAUUGUGAUAUAUAAGAUUUUAAGGAAUAAUGAAAAAUAUAAAAAAAUUAAGGUAAUGUCUGAGUAA
This is a messenger RNA of Plasmodium malariae, 729 nucleotides long. RefSeq names its product fam-m protein. The coding region runs from base 1 to 729 and encodes 242 amino acids. NCBI's taxonomy places the organism in Eukaryota, Apicomplexa, Aconoidasida, Haemosporida, Plasmodiidae. The transcript has 2 exons. The record is from RefSeq and is a predicted model, not a curated record.